Quercus robur (English oak) is the source of this 2817-nucleotide messenger RNA. RefSeq lists its product as uncharacterized. The record is from RefSeq and is a predicted model, not a curated record. The transcript is spliced from 3 exons. The coding region runs from base 109 to 2655 and encodes 848 amino acids. Lineage: Eukaryota; Viridiplantae; Streptophyta; Magnoliopsida; Fagales; Fagaceae.
AUCCAGUCAAAAAGUAAAAAAAGAAAUCUGAAAAAGAUUUAUAUAGCAGCAGUCACACAGAGAUAGAGUCACAGUCACAAAACCCAAACGCAAAGAAAACGAACCAACAUGGAAUCGGAAAACACCACCACCACCACCGCAACAACCACCGCAGUUUCUUCGAGCUCCUCCACGAACUGGACCAUCGCCGGUGGCUCUCUCGUAAAUUCCGUCACUUUCGAGUCCUAUCUUUCCAACGAUCAAGAAGAAGAAGAAGAAGAAGAUGAAGAAACCACCACAAUCGCCAAUUCAAAUCCAACCACACCCGACAAAUCCCCGCUUAUUCUGCGCCCUCCCUCACCGGAUUCGAACCCUUGCGAGAUCAAAAUUGGUUUCACGCAAAAGCAUGAGGUGAGGCAGGUUUAUGUUCGAAGUACUGCUCGAGUCUAUGAGAUAUACUAUGAAUCUGGCCCACAGAAAGACAAUGAGUAUCUGUGUACUGUUCGCUGCGGUAUUGCUGCCAGAGAUGAGGAAGUGCUCACAACUGACAUUAAAGAUGUUACUGCCAAUCUGGAUGGGCCUAGAAAAGGUGUUGGUGAAGAAGAGAUAAAAAAUGGUAGUAAUUUGACUACCAAUGAAGAUGGCUGGGUUGAAGUGAAAGCCCCUUGUGGUCCUGUGGUUGAGAAUAAAACCAUCGCUGUGCCAUCAAAGGCUGAUAGCAUGGAAUGGACAAGCAAACAGGAGUUAUAUGAGGCUACAGCAGAGAUUACUGAUGCUAGUCCUUGCACAUCCCUCACACUUCGUCUGCUCUCACUUCAGAGUAAAGGGUGUGUCUAUGUUGAUGAAGUGUAUGUGUUUGCGGAUCCUGUUGAUGAUGCUGAUUCUGAAAAUCAAGAGGGUCAGAUUGAAAACUCAGCUGGAAGUUCUCUUAUGGCCAUGCUUGUACCUACCCUUUUGCAGUUUUCCAAGUCGACUGAACGCACUACUGAUACAAGGGAAAUGCAGAAAUUCCCAGAGUCUGGUUCAAGAUCAACUGAUCCAACAACUUUUGCUGCUAAAAUUCCGCAGGAAGGAAAAUCCAGCAUAACUGUCCAUCAAGAUGUCAAGUUGCAAGAAGUGAAUGGUGAUGGUGCUGGUCCAGCUCAGUUACAGAACCCUCCACAAGUUCCUGUUUUAGAAAUCAAGCCUGAUAACCCGCCAUAUACUCAUCUUGAAAGAGCCAUGGACCAACUUGUUUCUCGAGUGGCCAGAAUUGAAGAUCUUUUUUUGAGGUUUGAAGAAAACAUGCUGAAGCCCAUAGGCAGCAUUGAGGCAAGACUCCAGAGAGUAGAGCAGCAACUUGAAGUGCUAAACAAGAAAUCAGAGAAUUCUGAAUUGCCAUCUCACUCAAGAAUUUGUGCUCCUGAAUUUUCUAGCAAUGAAUCAGUUACCAACUCCUUUUACAGUAGUGUAAAUGGUUGUCUUAAUUAUAUUUAUGGGUCAUUUGAAUCAGAUAAGAAGGAUUUUUGUUCAGAUGCCAUAUCCAUCCCUUUUAAUGAUACGUCUGAUUCAGUAAAUGCUACUUUGGUGGUCCCAAGUCUAGUAGUUACAGCUCCUGAGUUUUCAAAUGUUGAUGAUGAGGAAGAAAAUUUGGCGUCAGAAUCAGUGACAAGUCCUUUAAAGGAUAAACCAAAGCAAGUUGUGUCAAUUGAUGAUGCUUUGGCAUCAGCACUGGCAGGAUUUGUAUCUUCAACUUCAAUUCAGCCUCCAUCAUAUACUCAAACUCUUGCAGUUAAAGCCCCUGAGUUUGCAAAUGAAGAAGAUGGAAAUGACGAUAGAAAAGAUUCAGCUAGAGUUCAAUGUGAAAUAGAUACAGAUCAUUCAGUUUCUUAUGAUAAAACAGAUGGGGCACAGAGCAUGAAAGAUUCAACUUCAUCCGAUACUUCUUUAGAGGGUGAAAGGAAUUUGACUAGAUCUCUUAAUGAUGACUACUCAGAGAAGACAACUGAGGGGGCUCACAACGAAUGCCAGAACUAUGACAGAGGAGAAGACAAUUGUCAGGCCACAGGAAUUGACACUGGUGUCUCUUCAGCUGAACCUGAUGUGGCAAGAACGGAUUCCUAUCAGAUAGUGAAGGAAAAUGAAAUUGAAGAAGUGAGCAAUGAGAUAAGUGACAUGUCAGUUCCUGAUAAUACUAAUAUUGCAAAUGGUGUGCUUCCAAGUCAGACUGAGAAUGUCUCUGAUACUACCCAGGAAGGAGCUGUUGCAAGCUUGGAAUUAGUUGCUGCUACUGAAAGCAAAAAGUCUGGAUCUGACAUUCUGCGGAAAGUUCUUGAAUUUUCUUAUGCUUCUGCAGUGGAUUUCAAGACUCCAGUUCUGGAUGUGAAAUUUGCAUCUCAGGAAAAUUCUAAGACUUGGACUACCCUUGAAGCUCUUUUGACUGACAUGCAGAAAUUAAGUAUUGAACCUCCUGUCAUUGAGGAUACUGGUGACAAUGAUUCCUCCAUUGGCGAGCAAUCCAGCUUAAUUUUGGUGGAGGAUGGUGAACCAUCAGCUUCUGCAACCAAUGGCCAUUUUUCACUGGAUACAAACUACUGUAAUUUAAUGGAUGUGGCUUUGAUCACCGAGGGCGAAAGCCUGCAGGAUUAUCGUCCAUGCUGCUGCAGCCAUGAAUCGUUUGCAGCAAGUCUGAUAUGAUACAGUAUUAAAGUUAUUUGGUUUUGUAUAUAAAUUUGGUUUAGGCAAGCAAUUGAUGUAUGCUGAUUACCAUUUGUAUACUUUUUUUUCCUCUUCUUUGACCCCUUUUCAUUUCUACUUAACUAUUCCAGUGUAACUUAAAUGUCUAAUACUUUUUGACCA